UGACGACAGUAGUGCUGCCAGCACAGAGAGAGUGAGAGAGCCAGCGCAAUCUCGGGACCCCAUGGCGGCAGCUCCGCUGCGCUUCUAGCCCCUCUCUCUCCCUCUCUCCCUCGGACGCGCGCUCACCCCGUCGGUUUUUUACUCGCCGUCCGCGCGCGCGGCGAUGACCAGUGAACCGGGUCCGGCUCUAAAGGAGCCCUGACGCGCGAACGGCUUUUGUUUACGCGGCGCGGCGUCGGCGAACCGGUGUGCACGAGUCUCGAGAAAUAUGAGCGCCGAGCGCGCGACACGUGCGAAAAGUACGUAGGCUGCCGCAGGUGUUCGUUGUACGGCGCGUGACAUGGCUCGGCCGGGCCGCAGUGGACAAGACAAGACGAGCGCGAGUGCGACAUGAAGUGCAGGAAGUAGAGAGAGGCGGCAAGGAUUCAGAGUAGGUGGAGAAGGGAUACACAGAGAGCGAGAAAGAUAGAGAGAUAAGUGCGUGCGGAGAAUACAAGUGUGGUGUGACAUGCGAGACCGGCGGAACUGAGUUGGGUAUUAUGCAGCAGCAGCACCGCGGCCGCCGCUGGCCGGCCUGACCGGGAAGACAGCGUCGAUCAUGACCGAGGCCGGUGCUACCAGUGCGUGGCGAAGGAGAGCGCGAGCUUGCGGCCGACGGCGCCGAGGCAGCGGUCGCCUCCUCGUAGCGCCGCUACUCUCCUUCUGGAUCAUCGGGGCCCUCUGCGUCAAGGACGUUCCGGUGGCGCAGGUGGUGGCUCUGGUGGGCGAGCCGACGUACCUGCCCUGCGACAUCACGCCCAGCGAGGAGAACGACGAGAUCCACCUGAUCCUCUGGUUCCGAGAGGGUCGCGAUGGCACAUCUGCGGCCAUAUACAGCGUGGACGCCAGAGAUCGCGAAUUCAACUUCGCCGAGCGCUGGUCCGACGAGAAGGUCUUCUCGAACAGGGCGCACUUUGUGCAGGACCGUCAGCCAGCCGAACUCGGGGUGGAUCACAUCCGCGAGGAGGACGCCGGCAUCUACAGGUGUCGCGUCGAGUUUCGCCUCAGCCAGACCCGCAACUCUAGAGUCAAUUUGACCGUAAUCGUUCCGCCCCACAAGAUCACGAUACUGAACGAGAACGGCGUCGUCCAGAGAUCGAGCGUUGGACCCUACCGAGAGGGGGACGACCUUAGGCUGCUCUGCGAGGUCCACGGUGGUAAGCCGACGCCGACGAUCGGCUGGUACAGGAACGGCAGGCCGUUGAGCAAUGAGAGCAUCAGUGACCAGCGAGAGGGCGUCGUGCGGGCGGAGGUAGCCCUGAAAAACCUCGGCCGCAAGGACGUCCAGACCGAGCUCUCCUGCAACGCCACCAACAACAACCGCUCGCAGCCGCUAUCCAGCAGUGUGCGCCUCGACAUGCAUUUUAGUCCAUUAACGGUCAAUAUUGAGGGGGCGAAUCGCAGGCUGUCCGCCGGAAAGAGGCACGACCUUGUUUGUACCACGUCCGGCAGUCGGCCGCCAGCCCUCGUCACUUGGCUGAUGGAGGAGCAGAAGCUGCCGUAUUCAAAGGAUACCACGACACCCGACGGCAACACGACGACUAGCGUUUUGUCCUUCACGGCGAGCAAAGAGGACGAAGGCAAGCGGCUGUUUUGUCGCGUGCAGAAUACGAUCAUUCGGAGCAGUCCCAUCGAAGAUGUUUGGCUUUUGGAAAUACAAUAUAAACCCGAGACGAAAAUCCGACUGGGCACGAGCCUCGAUCCGAACGCCAUCAAGGAGGGCAGCGAUGUCUACUUCGACUGCCUGAUACAGGCGAGGCCACCGGUUUAUAAGGUCGAGUGGACGCAUCAGGGGAAGACCCUCAAUCACAACAUCUCGCGGGGCGUCAUAAUAAGCAAUCAGAGCCUCGUCCUCCAGGGGGUGGACCGGAAAAACGCCGGCAACUACACCUGCGUCGGCUACAACACCGAGGGCGACGGCCAGAGCGAGCCCUUUUAUUUGAACGUCAUGUUCGCGCCGACGUGCAAACCCAACCAGACCAAGGUCCACGGAGUUGCGAAGCAGGAGAAGGCGAGCAUAUCCUGUGAGGUGGACGCGAACCCGCCCGAGGUCGACUUUCGAUGGACCUUCAACAACUCCGCCGACAGCGUCGACCUCGACCGGAGCCACGUAUCUACGACCGGAACCUCGUCCGUCGCCUCCUACAUGCCCACCAUCGAGCUCGACUACGGCACGCUCCUCUGCUGGGCCAGAAAUCGCAUCGGCACCCAGCAGAUCCCGUGCAUCUAUCACAUUAUACCCGCAGGCCGGCCAGACGUGCCUCACAACUGCUCGACCUCGAACAUGUCCAAGAACUCGUUCGUGAUACGAUGCAGUCCGGGCUUCGACGGUGGCCUCACCCAGUCCUUCAUGCUGGAGGUGCGCGAGAGCAACAGCCAGGAGCUGAAGACGAACCUGACCGCCGAAGUGCCGUUUUUCAGCGUGAGCAACCUGGACGCGGGAUCGAUCUACCAAGCCUGCGUCUACGCCUACAACGAUAAAGGCCGAAGCGAACCCAUGGUGGUGCAGGUCAAUACUCUCAGCCUGCCGGAAAAGCAAUUAACGUCAGACUCAGAACGACCACGACCACACAUGAGGCUGACGCCAAUGCUGAGCGUGAUGAUAGGCGUAGUGGCGGCCCUGGUGAUAGUCGCGGUGAUAGUGAUGAUCGUCCUACGCAUCCAGCACUCGCAGGUCGACGAGCAGUCCAAGUCCCAGGUGGAGGACAGCACAAAGCCGGCCAAGAACGUACCGAUACAGCGGGAACUGCGCUUCCGGGAGUGCGGCAGCCUCAUCACCGACGAGAAGAACCCGGACGCCAGCCCUUUCGGCAAACUCGACACCAUCAGCGCGGGAGACGUCAGCGAGUCGGACGAGAAAAAUCCUGACAUCAUACCCCAGCAGAUAACCGAAUUUACUUUUUCUACAGGCGAAGAGGUGUCGGAGUAUCUGAGAAAGAGACGAUUAGUGUCGACGAUAGAAACUUCGCCGUCUCGAGGCCUACUGGAGAGAUCCGCAGUCGCGGCAGCCGUUGGAUCGAGAGGCAAUUACGUUGGCUACUGCACCAUACGCAGCAGUAUGCCUCUACGCGAGCUUUCAAACACUGUCAAAUUCAAGCACAAGAGUCAGUUCCAGCAGCCGAUGACGAGCGAAGUGUACGAGAGCGGCAUGUGCACGUUGCCGCGGCAGCACUGGUCGAGUCACGGAGCGACAGCUUCAACGGCGGCGAUGGCCAUGUCAAUGUCGCCGAGCGUCAUGUACACGGCCGGCGGAAACGGGUCAGUCAACGUCGUACGCACCGGCCCCGGGGGCGUCCUCCUCGCCAAGGACAUCCAGUCCUCGGCAGCGGCUCAGUGUUGCAUCCAACAGGCCUCGCCCAGCGAGAUGCACGAGGUCGCCACGUCGGUUGGCAAAAUCGGCACGCCGAUACUCGUCACGAAGCGCGAGAGCUCGGUGUGACGCAGCAGCAAUUGAAUUGUUCGCGCUGCCUGAGCGAUCGCGCGCUGAGGAGGCCAAAAUGGUGCGCUCUUCAAACGAUGCCCUCUCUUGCGACUGGGUCACGAUGGAGGAUUGCCGGGUAAUCAGGUUCAUUUUUGCGAGACUGCUUCGGCGGUUCGGCUUAAUGUCGCGGCUGAAACUUUCAAGGAAUAUAAGUUUAAACUCGAAUCACAUCGACGGAUCGGCGAGUGGAAGCGAAUGAUGAAACACCCUAGGAUGUCGUUCGACUGCCGUCACUCUCGACUGAUUGCACAGUGCAUUACCAAUUUCCCCCGAAUGCUAUCACGCUAACUAUUUGCCAACUCGGAUAAAAAGACGAACAUCCGUCGCGCAGCCACUUUCACUCGAGGGAAGUAAAAGGGGACGUCGCGAACGCGUGAUUUUUUUAUCGACGCUGAAACGACGCAGUCGUAACGAGACGCACAAGCACCUUUCAUUACUCUCGAGUGUAUAGGCGUGUACGUCCCCUUCAUCCUCUCGGUACGUUUCAUUAUGUCGUAUCGAUCAACAUGGCGGGGGAAAUAGGGAGAGGGAGAGGAAAAAAACAAGGAUUGCAAAAUCGACGCUCGAUUUUUCACUCGCUCGACAAAUAUUUGCCCUCGCGUGUGCGUAGACGCGCGAAAAAUUGCGGUGAUUCGAAUAAACGCGUAGGCGUGCGCGCUCAAAUAUUUAUCCGCUCGGCUUAUGCGUAUACGCAACGUAUACGAGAACCCUUUUCGAAUAUUUCAUCGUGGCCUCUCCCUCUCUCUACAUACUUGUAUACACGCGUCCGCGGGAAAAAAAUUUUAUCGCUGCGUAAAAUCAUCCAUAAUGGCCGUUUGCGCGCGCUAGAGCGAGCGAGCAUACAAGAGAGUGAGAGAGAGAGAGAGAGAGAGAGAGAGAGAGAGAGAGAGAGAGAGAGUUUGGCAAUCGUCGUUAUUCCGUUUCGUUCCUCUCGUGUAUUCACGGCCGAUGGCGCGAAUUUUCCUGGCUGCGAAUGCAGUCUCGCAAAAGUGUAUAUCACGGGGGGCUAAAGUAGAAAGGAGAGAAAGCGGCUCUUCGCUUUAAGGGCUACGCGCAUCCUCGAUCGUAACUCAAAAGAGAGAAGCGCGCGCGCGCGCGCACCGGCUGAGGGAGAGAGCUUCCGAGAGGAGCGGCAAAAAAGAAGCGAGUGGCCCGUACGCCGGAGAGAAGUGCGAGGGACACGCGACGAGAAAAUGAAUAUUCCGAGGCACGCGCUCGCUCGCGCUUGUAAAUACAUACCUUGAAUAUGAGAAUAUUUUAUACGAUUGCUAGGGAGAAUUAUAAGAGAGAAAAAUGAGAGAUGCGAAGGACUUUUUGAUGAAGCAGACGCGAACAAGGCGCGUAUAGAGACACCGAUGCUGCUCUUUCGCCGAACUGUAAAUUUACAUGGUUGACUCGAAAAUAUAAAUGUAAAUGUACAUGUAUAAAUAUCUCGCAAGGCACUGCUGGAUCCCGACGGGCAGGAGGACGGAAGAGAAGCGGCGGACACGAGGUGCUUAUAUAGCUUAUACGCGUACAGUCGGUAACUGUACGCGGCGCGAGGGAUAUAAAAAAAAAGGUGCAAGGAGAAAGAGAUGGAUGGACGGAGAAAAACGGCCCACGGGGCUGGCCGAAUAAAGCGCGCGAGCGGAGAAACGAGAGGGCGGUAAAUCAUGCCCUUCGAGAGUCGAUUUGUCGGAGUGGAGCGGGGCUGGAGUGCUGGAGAGAGGAGGAAGCCGAACGAGAAGAGAAGGGACGCUCUGCGCGGCAUGCGGGGAUAGAGAGAGAGAGAGAGAGAGAGAGAGAGAGAGAGAGAGAGAGAGAGAGAGAGAGAGAGAGAAAGAGAGAGUAAGCGACACGGAAAAGUGUUUUGAAGAAUUGACAGAAACUUUUAUUUCCUUCGGUACCGUUUAAUCUCGAUAAAUUCCGAGGAAAUUUAGUCCCUCGCUCUCGCGCGCGAGCGCACUGCUUUUUUCGCCUGUUCAUUCCCGUGCUGUUGUUUCGCCGCGCUGAUUUAUUUGUUAAUCAAAACGUCGAUUCGCGUUUGUCCUCUUUCCCACGAGCGCAAGCUCUCUCUUUCUCUCUAUCCGCAGUUUCAAUUAUUAAAUUUCAAUUUGCACCGGAUAUCCAUCGAUUAAAUUCCGACCCACGCAAGUGUAAGUCUAUUUUUCGUUAGGAUAUUCCCCACACCGUUGAAUGCUUUCAAUUAGUAAAAGUCUCGGCGAUGCGCUUUUUCAUUACCUUGAAAGCGUCGCAACUUGCCUCGAACGCUAAUAGCCGCGAGAAAUGCCCGGAAGCGAAUAAGUAGUAACAGUCGUUGUGGAAAGACAUAUCGUAAAGUUUCCAUCGGGAAAACUGCAGGUUCCUACGUAUACAAUACAGAUUACACAAACACACACUCACACGCGCUAUAUGCGUUAUAUAUUCACAGAGAAAUUUAAAAGAAAAAGAAGCAGAGGGACAUUAACGUUCGUGCCGCUGCGCGCCGCCGUCAUCCUGUGGGUCGCGAUCCAUCAGUCGCCAAAAAGACAACUACAUCGUAAAACUGUAUAAAGUAUAAAUUUUCUUCUACUAACUGUACCAAAUAGGCAUAUAAAUAAGCAUUGUUUUCGAUUUCGAACUCACUACUAGGCACGUCGACUAAAGUUUCCGACUUGUUGUACAUUAUAUUGAUAUUUAUAUAUAGUAUUUCUAUUACUGCCCGUUUAAAGCAUAAGGAGAAAUAAAAAAAAGAUAAACAAAUCGUCAUUGAGAAAUUUGGAACUUUGUCUGGACACUGUAACCAUUACACGCCAUUUGCUUAGCGUUAGAUUCGAUAAAUAAAGAAAUGAAAAUCGAGGAAAGAGCUAUAUAUAAAGUAACUAAAAAGGGACAAAAACCGCGUAAAAAUAAAAGAUGAAUAAAUAAAGAAAAAACAUCACCAUAUCCAUGCAGCGACUUGUAUGUACGUGUUUGUCCAUACUUUUGCGUGCGUAUACGAGUGUGAAGAACUGAACGGAUGAGUGCGAUACAUUAAUUAACUUUGCGUCUGCAUCGAAUGCGUUUUAAACCUUUUUUUCCUUGCGAAUUUUCUGUUAUCGCCAAUGUAUACUCGUGCGAUGAUCCAACCGAAUUUAUAAAUAAUAAAACAGAGAAUUUCGAGAGACAGCUUCGAUGCACUCGAAAGCAUUGUCGGGUGUUAGAAAAAAAAGUCGUACGCAUAUUUAUAUUAAGCUCUGGAUACGUGUCUGUUGAUAAAUACACAAGUGGGGCGAAUAAAAAUACUGUGACAGAAAGUGAAACGUCGUAUGAAUUAUUUUGAACGAAUCAAUCACAAAGACACUCAUCUGUCUGUCCAUGUCAGUAGAUAUAAAAAAUUGAAAAAUCCUGAGGCAUAUAAUGUUGAGAUUUAGUUUAAAUUUUAUUGACUACUUGAGCCUCUUAUGUUGAAUCAAAUUGUGUUAUCCAACUAACGUUAGUGAAAUAAUCGUUUCUUGAAAAGAAACCCUUUACUUUGUCGCAAUUUUUUUUCUUCAGAUUUUGUUAUGAAUAAUGUGACUAAAAGAAUUAUGCUGGAAUCGUUAUAUCGUAGUAAUGAAAAAUAAGGAUAUUACUACACUAUUAUACAUAUAUAUUACGUUGAACAGUUAUACAAGACUAAAUAAAACAAAGUUUCUAAUUCAAAGUUGUUUGCAUUUGACAAGAGAUUGCAUUAUAGAAAAAGCUUUUAAACUCAUACGUUAUUAUUCAUUGCCAUUGAUGGAAUUGAUGCAAAUACGUGAACCAGCGUGCAAUGUUAGGGAGUUUAUAAAGAGAAUUUAAAAGAAAUAUAAAAAAUUUGAGGCAAGGUACGUGACGAUCUCGAAAUAAUAGAGCAUUAGAAUCAGGGCGAUCGAUAAACAUACGAACUGUUAAAGCGAAGAUUCAACAAUUGAAAAAGCUUUCUGUCAAAACGUUAGGGACUGAGCAAAUCGUACGAAAAAAAAAUACAAAUAACUGCCAAAUCACAUGUCACAAUUAAAAUAUCUCUAUACGUUUGAUAUAUACGUUUGAGAUAAGUCUGGACAGUAAACCCGUUAUUAGUUUAAUGUGUUCGUGCAUGCGCUUUAUUGCCAGCAAACUGGACACACAUAUGCGCAUGGAUGUACAUAUAUUACAAGAAAGCAUAUAGGCACAAACUCGGACAUGAAUAAAAAUCCAGGUAAUCCCUAUUUGUCCUGAAAGUUAACUUUCAUUACGAUAAUCCUGUCAAUUUUCACGUGACUGCCGUACAUAUUAGUAUUGAAAAUUGGCAGUAAAAAUACCUUUAUUCGUUUUUACAAGACUGCAAAUUGUUAGCAAAUUUUUUAUUUUAUUAACGUUUAAGUGAAAAUAUUUUUUACAUGAAAAUUUUGAUUAAGAAUUUUCGAUAAAUUAUAGUUUUUCUUAAAUUUGUAUAUUGAUAUGAGCUUGGAUUUCGAAUAUUAAAAAAAUAAUAAUAAGUAUCAAUGAAACAAUUUACAGUUACUGACCUUAUGAUUGUCUUCAUCUUCAGUUCGAGUUAAUCAUUUGAGGUAUGAAUCCAUGUGCUGGUGGCCAUAUUCGAUCUGUUGAACACAACACACGAUAUUAGAAAAUCAUUGUAUUUCAUAUAUUAAAUUUUUUUUUCCAAUUUAGCCUGUUUUUAUUGAGUUAAUAGGCAUCUUCAUAUCAUGAAAAGAUUGCACUAAAAAAGUUUAUAUCACAUUUCAUGUUACACUUCCUUUUUAUAUUAAAAAAAAUUGAGUUUGUAAAAAUGAAAUUGUUUAUAAUAAUUAUUUCCACGAGCUAUGCAGCAUGUUUAUAAACUAGUACAGCAAACUUUUUAUGACCAGUGAUGUUAGAAUGAAAGUGAUGAGAAAAGAAUUUAGAAAAGUGUAAAAUAAUUUAACUGUGUGAAUAAUAAAAAGGAAAAAUAGGGUGAUAAGUGAAGGAAAAAUGAAACUUACUAAUUAUGUUAGAAUAAAAUUAGCAUAAAAAUUACAAUCAGAGUUUAUAACAAUCUUGAAUGCCAGACAAAUCUCGCACGCGAUUAUGUACACGGCUAAACGUCUAUACAUUGUAUAUUGACUUCGCUUCCUUCAUUGGGAUUUUUCAAAUUUUAUGAGCAGACUUUCAUGUACCAACAUUCCAUUUCCCAACCCCUACAAACCUACUCAACCCCUCGCGCGUCACCUUCGUACGUACGACAAAACCGUUGUUUUGAUAUAUUGUAAAUAUUCUGAAAUAAAUGAUCGUUUUUAUUCGAUAA
Nasonia vitripennis (jewel wasp) is the source of this 8747-nucleotide messenger RNA. Its product is annotated as nephrin. The record is from RefSeq and is a predicted model, not a curated record. NCBI's taxonomy places the organism in Eukaryota, Metazoa, Arthropoda, Insecta, Hymenoptera, Pteromalidae. Gene Ontology annotation, molecular function: protein binding. The transcript has 14 exons. Bases 599 to 3478 code for a protein of 959 amino acids.